AGGAAUACACGGGUCGCUAUCGUUUGGGAAUCAUAUCUAGAGAAUAUAUAUAGCGAUCUUCAAGCAAUUCACCUCUCUGUCACACAAACCAUACAUAGCUCAAACCGUAUCCCUUGCUUCCUCUGCGACGCGCCCAUUGUUUACUCUCUCAGCGCCAACGACUCAGAAAACUCUUCGACUGAACACUUCCACACGCAACGCUGCUAUUGACUUAAUGCACAGCCAUCACCACUAGUAUACAUGUCUACAAACAUAUCCCGACCCCAGGACAGCUGUAUCCUGGGAGAAUCCUGGGUUGUGGCGUCACCUGAUGGGGAGAACGAGCCACAAGCCAACUGUCAGCCAUUUGACCCGUCGACUCCAACACCUCAACCUCGACCUCGACCAGCGAGAAAAGCCCGCAGCUAUGGAUCCGAAUCGAUAUCCACCUCCACCUCCUCCUUGGGGCCGGAACUCAUCAUGCCAUCGAUAUACGAGGCGCCACCCUCAGAAGCAUCGUGGGUUGCGCCAGCCUCACGAUCCAAGCGCUCCCUCAGGCAAAGACAUCCCACCGAGCCCAGGCACUCAACGCCAGAAAAGAAACAAACAUCCCCUCCGCGCAAACAAGACAGCACAACCCCUACAACAACCCGCAAGUCACCCUCAAACAAGCCCACACAAUAUCGCCCAUGGACACCCCCUACCAUACCCUCACUAGAGUCCUCCCUACGCGCAAUCCUCAACCUUGUCCUCAUCGCAGCCAUCACCCACAUGCUCGUCCUCCCCGAACUAGUCCAACAAUAUCAAACCCUCUGCUCCCUCGAAGCCCUCGCAACCCUAUACCCAUCCAGCUGCAUCCCACUCUAUCCCCAAGCACACCCUGUCCAUCACCAACCCAUCCCCCAGGAGGACAAGGAGACUGUGAUAUCCUCACAAACACGCCUGGAGUCCCUCUUCAACGCCACACUCUACGACAUGGCCCCCCUCAGCACGACGCUCAAGCACAGCGAAUCCAAGCUCCGCGACAUCCACCACGACCUCAAGAAAGCCUACCCGGGCAGCAAGCACGAACUCGACCUCGAAUUCACCGGCUGCCUGCAAGCCACACGCACCGCCGCCAGGAAAUUCGACUCCCUCCAAGCAGACAUCCGCUCCGCAGUAGACAGUCUGAUCGCCACAGGCGACGCCCGGACCCUCGUCCACGACGCGCGUCUCUCCACCCAGAUGGCCCGCCGCGAGCAGUACCUGGAGCAGUUGACCUCACGCAUGCAUUCCAAAGCCGACUCCCUUUCGAACGACCUAGCCACUCUAGACGAUCACCUCGAGUCAAUCGGGGGCAUCGUAGACCGGGAAUCAAAACACUCACCAUCACCACAACCACAAUCCAAUACCGACACCCCCACCCCGCCCAAUUCCAAUUCCAACUCCCCUCAAGAACCACCAACACAAGACCAACAAGAAAAACACACUCCCCGCCAACUUAACCCCUUCUCCCUCCUAGGCCUCAACCUCAACCUCCCAUCCCUCUUCCGCCCCUCCUCCUCCACCACCGAACCCAGCGAAAACACCCUCAUCACAAACCCAUCUCACCACCACCACCCACUAAUCAAGCUCUUCCGCGACGCAGCCACCAAUCACCAUCCAGUCAUCCGAGUAGUUCGAAACAUGUCGAAUCAGCUCCAGACACUUCACAAACGCAAGAACCCUGUUUAAUUACUAUUUAUUCAUCCUUGGCUUUUCGGCACGCACGCCGACG
Aspergillus heteromorphus CBS 117.55 is the source of this 1735-nucleotide messenger RNA. RefSeq lists its product as uncharacterized. Bases 241 to 1692 code for a protein of 483 amino acids. The transcript is spliced from 2 exons. The record is from RefSeq and is a predicted model, not a curated record. NCBI's taxonomy places the organism in Eukaryota, Fungi, Ascomycota, Eurotiomycetes, Eurotiales, Aspergillaceae.